Messenger RNA from Aspergillus melleus, 639 nucleotides. RefSeq names its product ATP/GTP-binding protein. Bases 1 to 639 code for a protein of 212 amino acids. The record is from RefSeq and is a predicted model, not a curated record. The transcript has a single exon. NCBI's taxonomy places the organism in Eukaryota, Fungi, Ascomycota, Eurotiomycetes, Eurotiales, Aspergillaceae.
AUGGCCUCCAAUAAUGAUGAGCCACUGACUCCAAAGAACGUCUACAUCGUCGGAGCCCAUUCCACCGGAAAGACCACCCUCUUUGAAGCGCUGAAGCAGCGUUUCACCUCAGCCCUCGUGUCCGAAAUCUUCGGCCCCGGCACCAAAGGGCCUGAGUUCAUCGACGAACUUGUCAGAAUGGUGAUGUACAUGAAAAGCUACGAUGCGAACGACAUCCGAGACCCUGUGCGAGGCUACCAGUUGCAACUGCACACUCUCUGGACUCAGUACGAGAUGGAGUCCGUGUUCCAUCAUCUUUGGAUUUUCUCCGACAGAUCUGGCCUCGACCCUAUUGUUUACGCCCGUGUUUUCCUUGGCAGCGAUGAAUCCAACAGAUUGCUCGAGAUGUCUGAAUGGGAUCUCCUUCGUCGUAGAAUGAGAGAUGGCCUUGUGGUUCUCUGCGAGCCAAGCAACUCGACCUGGCUGUCCAGCGACCCUGUUAGAGUUGCGCUUCAUAAGGGGGAGUGGAUGGUUCUUGCGGAUGCAUUUAGAUCCAUGUUGCAGGAACAGGGAAUUAGAUUCGUGGCUAUACCUGCGGACAUGGAGAAUUUGGAGCAUCGUGUUCAGUUUGUGGAGGGUCUCAUCAGAUCUGGAUUUUGA